Messenger RNA from Rana temporaria (common frog), 927 nucleotides. RefSeq names its product olfactory receptor 5I1-like. Gene Ontology annotation, cellular component: membrane. The annotation marks the transcript as partial. Gene Ontology annotation, biological process: G protein-coupled receptor signaling pathway. The transcript is spliced from 2 exons. The record is from RefSeq and is a predicted model, not a curated record. Gene Ontology annotation, molecular function: G protein-coupled receptor activity; olfactory receptor activity. NCBI's taxonomy places the organism in Eukaryota, Metazoa, Chordata, Amphibia, Anura, Ranidae.
AUGGGGGAGAAUUUAAAAAACAACACAUUUAAGGAAGAUUUCUAUAUCUUGGCAUUUACGGAAUAUGCUUCGCUAAAGGCUGUUGUAUUCCUUGUUGUGUUAAUAAUCUAUCUUGUAUCAGUCCUUGGCAACCUCAUUAUCAUUACACUGGUGGGUCUGGUGCCCCAACUACAGAAGCCUAUGUACUUUUUCCUGUGUAACUUGUCUGUGCUAGAUAUUAUGUAUGUCUCUUCCAUCCUGCCUAAGCUGCUGAGCAUUACAUUAUCUGGAGACACCAUUAUAUCCUUCCUUGGAUGUUUUAUCCAGAUGUCAGUAUUUGCCCUUUGUAUUGAUACCAAUUUUCUCCUCCUGACUGCCAUGGCAUAUGAUCGCUAUGUGGCUAUCUGCAAAGCCUUGCAUUAUUUUAUCAUCAUGAACAGGAGGACCUGCAUUCUACUGAUUGUUACCUCCUGGCUCUUGGGGGCCCUGAACGCACUAAUGUGGUCUAUUCUAGUGUCUAAGCUGGAUUUCUGUAGUUCCCACGUAGUUAAUCACUUCUUCUGUGAUCUUAAAGCCAUGCUGCAGCUCUCCUGUAGUGAUACUACAAGCCUCGAGACCAUAAUAUCAUCUGAAGGGGUCCUCUGGGGUAUGCUGUCCUUUACUCUGAUUUUAACAUCCUAUGGGUAUAUUAUAUCUACCAUCAUGAAGAUCCACACAACACUUGGUAGACUGAAGACCUUCUCCAGCUGCUCCUCACAUAUCACUGUUGUUAUAAUAUUUUGCUUCACGGUUCUUAUUUUAUAUAUGAAACCUCAGUCUGAGGACUCAAUGGAACAAGAUAAGGUCAUAUCUCUGCUGUAUAUUGCUUUUGUUCCUAUGCUUAACCCUCUUGUGUACAGCUUAAGGAACAAAGAGGUACUAAAAGCUAUCAAAAAACAAGUUAUGAGA